Molecule: messenger RNA, 837 nt
Organism: Emiliania huxleyi CCMP1516
Lineage: Eukaryota; Haptophyta; Isochrysidales; Noelaerhabdaceae
Exons: 3
Coding region: 1-837 (278 amino acids)
Biological process (GO): glutathione metabolic process
Molecular function (GO): glutathione transferase activity
Source: RefSeq, a predicted model, not a curated record
AUGCCGACGCGAAAGCUCGCCAACCCGCUGUGGGCGUUCGCCUUCCCCACAGUUGGCGCCGCGCUCACGAUUAUCGCGGCUGUCGUCGCCGCUGCUGCCGCACGCCGCCUCCACCGCCACCACCGCCGUGGCCUCUGCCGCUCGCGCCCGCCUGCUGGGACCUUCACGCUCGGGUACUGGGACAUCCGCGGGCUCGCGGCGCCAGCGCGGAUGAUGCUGGCGUACAGAGGAGCCGCCUUUGAGGACCGCACGUACUCUCUGCAGCCGCAGGAGGGCGGCGGCUGGGGCGCCCCGGCGUGGUUUGACACGGACAGGCCACCGUUGCGCGAGCGAAACGCCUUUAUCAAUCUGCCGUACCUCGUCGACCACGAGAGUGGGAUCGUCGUCUCGCAGAGCACUGCGCUGUACCAGUUCCUCGGGCGCAAGCUGGGCCUGAUGGGCGAGAACGAGGCCGAGCGCGCGGCGACGGAGCAGACGUUGGCGCAGGCGUUCGACCUGAGGAACGAGUGCGUGCGCGUCGUCUACCCGUUCGCCGGCACCUCGGCCGAGCGCUUCAGCGCAGCGCUGGCGAAGCACUUGCGCGCCGGCGGUGCCUUUUCUUACCCGGUUUUGCUCCUUGCAGGCUCACGGCCGACGGCGGGAGACUUCCAUAUCUGGGAGAUGCUGGACCAGCACGAGCUGAUGGCCUCCUCUGCGGGCCUGCCGUCGCCGCUGGAGGCGCACCCCACGCUUCGCGCGUUUCACGCUCGGCUGCGCGCGCUUCCGCAACUGCAGCUCUACUUUGACUCGGAGGCGGCGCACCUGCCGUGCAACAACCGGAUGGCACACUUUCGGUAG